AUGGAAAACAUGAACCAUCAUCAUGAUUUGGAGAAUAAUAUGAUGGAAAAGGAAAUUGAUGAUAGGGACCAAGCUGAUUUGGAAAAUCAACAACUCAAUUCGUUGGCCUCUAUGGAUGAAGAACAAAGUAAUUUAGAGUUCUAUGAAAGCUCAUUCUCAAUUUUUACUCCAUUGAAAGGAGAUGAACCCAACAGCAAUCAUAGGAAUACAUCAUCCUCAUCCUUCACUCAAUCCUCAACCCGAACCAUUCAAUCGUUCAUAUCUUCAUUAUUCAGUCAUUCGAUUACAUGGCUCAUCAUGGUUUCAAUUUUAACGAUUUUACUUUGGCAAUUACCUUCCGAUGUUGGAAAUUAUAUUAUUUAUCCAUUUACAAUAUUUGGAACGUUUUGGCAUGAAUUGGGACAUGCCACUACUGCUCUAGUUUGUGGCAACACGAUUGAGUUUAUCAAAAUUGAAAGUAAUGGAAGUGGAUUAACGGUCUAUCAAGAUAUGUCACAAAGCAUGUUUUGCAACGCCUUAAUAAGUGUGAAUGGACCACUUGGACCAACAUUUUUUGGAUGUCUCAUCAUUUGUUUAAGUGUUGCAUUUGUGAAACAUGAAUUAUUUUCUAGAGUGUUAAUUUCCACAAUUGCCACGAUUGUCUUACUCGUCACGAUUCUGUUUAUUCGAAAAUCAAUAUUUGGGAUGAUCUUUCUACCAAUAGUGUCUCUUGUGUUAUACGGAAUUGCAAUCAAAGCACCAAAACCAUUUGUGACCUUCUCGUUGCAGUUCAUUGGCGUGCAAAUGGCCAUCUCCAUGUAUGAAAAUUUAAUGUAUUUAUUCUCAAAGAUGAAUGGAAAGUCUGAUACUGGAUCUGUGGAAGUGCUCUUCCGUGGUGUGAUACCGUAUUGGCUGGUUGCCAUCUUUAUUAUUGUGAUUAACAUUGCAUGCAUUUCAUUAAGCUUGUGGUUUGUCAUUCGACAUUCAUUGAGCAAUGCUGUUGCCAAGAAACCUGAAGCCAACGAACGAUCUGGGACCAUUCAACAAUGA
Naegleria lovaniensis is the source of this 1029-nucleotide messenger RNA. RefSeq lists its product as uncharacterized. The transcript is spliced from 2 exons. Lineage: Eukaryota; Heterolobosea; Eutetramitea; Acrasida; Naegleriidae. The record is from RefSeq and is a predicted model, not a curated record. Bases 1 to 1029 code for a protein of 342 amino acids.